Molecule: messenger RNA, 1809 nt
Organism: Phialemonium atrogriseum
Lineage: Eukaryota; Fungi; Ascomycota; Sordariomycetes; Cephalothecales; Cephalothecaceae
Product: family 69 putative glycosyltransferase
Exons: 1
Coding region: 1-1809 (602 amino acids)
Source: RefSeq, a predicted model, not a curated record
AUGCUGAGGCAGCACGACCGCCAAAUCUCCCUCGAUGACUUGGAUUCCGACGACCCAAAUAUAGCCCUGCUGCAUCCUGAAGUUGUCGAUGGUCACUAUCGCUCUCGAGACCACAUUCCCGUCUGUACCCCAGGCCUCUUCUACAUCGUCCGCCGGCGACUCCUGUCAAGGCAGUGUUUUCGUAGCUUCCUUUACUUGGUCAAGUGGCUAUCUUUUCUGACGCUCCUCGUCCUGAUUCUCACACCUCUCUUCUUCUCCUCCUACCGGCACCCACCAAAGCACUAUCUCGCUCUUGAGGCCAGAUGCCGACCGCAGGCAUCCCCAGGAUGUGCGAACUUGUACAACGAGAAGAUAUUCAUCUCGAUCAGCCUGUACGACCGUGGUGGUGCCCUCGCCGGCGGCCGAUGGGGUGACCGUCUCCUUGACCUCAUCCACAUUCUCGGGCCUGACAAUGUCUUUCUGAGCAUCUACGAGAACGACGGCGACGACGCCGCCGCCGCCGCACUCCGUCGGCUAGAAGAGCGCGUCCCCUGCCGAAGCAAGGUCGUCUUCGAAGGCGCCCCCUCCCUUGACGCCUUCCCCACCGUCACGAUGCCCGACGGCACGCAGCGCGUCAAGCGCAUCGCCUACCUCGCCGAGGUCCGCAACCGGGCCCUCGAGGCCCUCCCCAGCUCCAGCAGCGCCGGCGGCGACGACGACGACCUGUUCGACAAGGUCCUCUUCCUCAACGACGCGCUCUUCGACCCCCUCGACGCCGCCCACCUCCUCUUCAGCACAAACGCCGACCCGGCCUCGGGCCGCGCCCGGUACCUGACCGCCUGCGCCCUCGACUUCUUCCACCCGCUGCGCAACUACGACGUCUACGCCCUGCGCGACGCCGACGGCAACUACCCGGGCAGCACCAUGUUCCCCUUCUUCACCGGCGCUGGCCGCGGGCUCUCGCGCCGCGACGUGCUCGCCCAGCGCGACGCCGUCCGCGUCGCCUCGUGCUGGGGCGGCAUGGUCGCCGCGCGGGCCGCCUUCCUGCAGAGGGACGCCCGCGUUGGCGACAUCAACGGGUCUCUUGCAGGCCCCGGCCCCGCCGCUGAUUUCCCGGGCGCGGGCGCGACCGGCCAUAGUGUCGUUGUAGACCGGACUGCCACCCCGCCGCUGCCACCAGGGGAAGACCUCGCCGUGGAGGGGACCCCGGUGGUGCGGUUCCGGCACGAGCCCGGGCUGUUCUACGACGCGUCCGAGUGCUGCCUGUUCCACGCCGAUAUGCGCGAAGCGUCGUCGUCGUCGUCGUCGUCGUCGCGCUCCGCGGGCGCCGCGUGGCAGCUCGGCGAGCUGGCCGGGGGCGUCUACGUGAACCCGUACGUGCGCGUGGCGUACCGUUGGGACGUCUUCUCGAGGCUGCGCGUCGCGAGGCUGUGGGAGCGCCUGCUGGUCGUGCCGGGCGCGCUCGUCAACUGGUGGGACGCGGAGCCGCGGCCGAACCCGUACCGCGGGGUGCGCGCGGGCGCGGGCAGGUACUUUGAGGAGGAGGUGUGGGCGGAGGGCGGGUGGAGGCUGGAGCGGCGGGAGGGGAGGCCGGGCAUGUUCUGCGGGGUGAGGGAUAUGCAGGUCGUCUCGCUGGAGCGGAGGGACGAGGGGGGUGGGAAUUACAUGAACACGAGAGUGCCGCCCGGGCAGAAGUUGGAGUUCCCCAUGAUGUGGGGGGAGUUGCUGCCCGAGGACUGGAAGGAGGAGUACGCCGCUUGUUCUGAGGCCCAGAAGAAGGCGUACUGGGAUUCUCCGUGGUGGAAGCCGGUUGUGAAGUGCCGGCACUAA